This is a messenger RNA of Platichthys flesus (European flounder), 1999 nucleotides long. RefSeq names its product transcriptional adaptor 1 (gene tada1). Bases 6 to 1037 code for a protein of 343 amino acids. The transcript is spliced from 8 exons. NCBI's taxonomy places the organism in Eukaryota, Metazoa, Chordata, Actinopteri, Pleuronectiformes, Pleuronectidae. Gene Ontology annotation, cellular component: SAGA complex. Gene Ontology annotation, biological process: regulation of transcription by RNA polymerase II. The record is from RefSeq and is a predicted model, not a curated record. Gene Ontology annotation, molecular function: transcription coactivator activity.
GGGUGAUGACGUCAGUGCAGGAGCGAUUGAACGCCAUGGCGGCUCAUGCUAGCGAGCUGGAGAUCGCAAAGAAGAAUUUAACCGAUGCGAUCGGCGAUAACGUCAAACAUUACUGGGCAAAUCUGAAACUGUGGUUCAAACAGAAGAUCAGUAAGGAGGAGUUUGACGUUGAGGCCCGUCGUCUGUUGGCCCAGGAGAAUGUUCACAUUCACAAUGAUUUUCUCCUGGCCAUUCUCACACGCUGCCAGAUCAUCGUCUCCACACCAGAGGGCACUGGACCAUCACAGUGGCAAGGUGGCUCUGCCUCAAAGCCUGGCAAACCAAAAGGGAAGAAGAAGUGUUCCACGAGACAGAAAUUUGAUCAUCGGUUCCAGCCUCAGAACCCUCUGAGCGCCGCCCAGCCCUUCAGCCCGCGAGAGGCGGGAGGUGAGGAGGAGGAGCUGCGUCUCAGCGCCCACACGCUGCUGCUGCCCACGCGGGGCCAGCUCGAGGCCCGUAUGAUGGUGACAGCUUUUGAGCUGGGCCUGGACAACAUCACAGAUGACGCUGUCAGCACCAUGAUCCAUGCUGUGGAGCAUCACCUGAAAGACGUCCUGACAGCUGUAAUCACCCGGAGGAAGGCGUAUCGGCUGCGGGACGGUCAUUUCCCUUACGCCUUUGGCAGUGAUGUCACGCCGCAACCUUAUCUGAAAAACAGCCUCGCUGCUUACCACAGUGUCACUGAAUGUCCUGCUCCAAGUGCUUCUCUCCCUGCUGGUCCACCACCUCAAGUGUCACCUGAUGAGGCUGAACAACAAGCUGUCCACUUGUUGGCUUGUUCUGCCGACAUUCUUCCUAUGCCUCUCUCUCCAAUCAGCUUGUUCGAUCUCCUGGAGGCGUUGCAGGUUCACCAUGGCGUGAUGCCCUCCCACACCAUGUAUGCCCUCAACAUGGAGCGCAUCCUGUCGCGGCUCUGGCACCCGAGCCACGAGGAACUAGAACAAGACCACGUCCACCGGCAGCGGCUCGCUGGGAAAGGGGGCAUGCACGUCAGCUGAGGAGUCCUGACACAGGACUGUGCAUAAACUGUGGAUAUCAUCAGGAACCAAACACGAUUUUAUCCUCAAAUGGAUCAGCUACAGUGUGUUCAGAAAAAAACAUGGAAGACCUGACGCACUGUAGCUGCUUUCUUCUUGUGUGUCCAGUCAGCACAUUUGGGGGUCGAUCAGCCAUAACUUUAAAUUCUGUCAUACAGUGAGAUUCUAAAUGUGAGGAUGUGAUAUUUGCGUUUAAUUCAAAUGCAGCUAUAAGGGCGCCGGACAAGAAAUCAAGGAUUCCAGCCCAACUUGCACUGUGUUUGGUUUGUGUGGGUUUGAAGCAGGGAUCAAGUGAAGUGGGGCUGCGUGGCCUGCAGUUCAUCUCGUUCACAUUGUCAGAUGUGCACCAAAGCUGUUGAUAACAACAGCUUCUAAGAAAACAUUACAGCCCAUACCUAAUCCCAUUGUCCUGUGUACAUGACCAGCUCACAACAUACUGCCCGUAGAAAGAAAGAAAUCCACGCUGGUGUUUUUAUGUCCUCUGGCUGAUUUGACCUCAUGUAAGGCUGAAGUUGGGGUCAACGCUAUGGUGAUCUUUAUGUCUAAUUUAAUGGGCCAAUCAGACUGAUAGAGAUGUGUACAGCCUCCUUUACAGAUGUCAGUCAAGCAGUUUGUAUUACAUCGUAAGGGGAGGUCUAGUCGAGGAGUAACUGAAAACAUGGCUUUCAUUUGACUGUGGGUGAGUUGGGUCUUUAGGAUCCACAUGGGUAAAGCUAAGUCCUUCAUAAACCUACAGUGACAAAUUUCCUGCGAAUCUCCGAAGUGUCCCUCUGUGUCGGUGGUCCACAUUGUUUGUGUGUUCGCCGCGUGUGUUUAGUACAGGGUUCAGAUGUGUAUAAAAUUGUAUCUUUUUCUACACAAAUGUUGUUUGUAUUUGGUUAAUUUUACAGACAGCACUUUAUGUAAAUAAAACAUGAAUCUUG